Carcharodon carcharias (great white shark) is the source of this 3079-nucleotide messenger RNA. RefSeq names its product Rho GTPase activating protein 36 (gene arhgap36). Bases 262 to 2439 code for a protein of 725 amino acids. The record is from RefSeq and is a predicted model, not a curated record. Lineage: Eukaryota; Metazoa; Chordata; Chondrichthyes; Lamniformes; Lamnidae. The transcript has 12 exons. Gene Ontology annotation, biological process: signal transduction.
CGUGAUUAAUGCAAAUGGAAAGAACAGUUUUUGAGGGAUAUUUUCCCUCCAGCUUUCUCUCUAUCUCUCACUAUCUCUCAGUCACAUGCACAGACACGGUCAUUUUGCAACAACAGCUCUGAGCAGCAAAUGGAGUGAACAGGAUCCAUGAGCAUUGUUAAUUUUUCAGAGAGAGAGAGAGAGAGGCAUUUUGCUUGAACUGUUGUCAGCAUCUCAGAUACGGAUAUCGAGGCAUUCACAGGUGAUUUCACUUGGAACACCAUGUUCGGACAGAGUGUCACAUUGCAGCCUGUCCCUAUCCAAAGUCUCUCUGAACUGGAGCGUGCAAGAUUGCAGGACGUUUCCUUCUUCCAUCUACAAAUUAAAGAUCUGGGCUGUCAGAUUGCCAUUCCCAAAGAUGGGCCAAAAAGGAGGAAAUCUUUCCGAAGAAAGAAGGACUCCCUUUCCAAAGAGAAAAAGGAUAAAGAGUUGCAUCCCCUAGGAUUUGGGAUUCCUUUAUCGCAAGUCAUCCUCAAUGACUGUGCACGCAAGAAGAAGCAGGACGCAGUGAAGGAAGGCCGGAGAGACUGCCUAGACUUGGAGACAACAGUAAUGAGAUUUCGAGCCAAGAAGGAACAUAAACAUUUGUAUGAUAGUGAUGCAUUCCUGCAGUCAACAUCAGAAAUUGUAAAUGAACCGCUCUCUCCAACCUUUAUGGAUAAUCUUUCCAGAAGCCAAAGACGGGGUGCAGUGUCUGUCGACUCCAUCACUGACCUGGAUGACAAUCAGUCACGAUUGCUAGAAGCCCUUCAGCUCUCUCUACCAAUGGAACUAGAAAGGAAAAGUGUAAGGAAGACCAAACAAAAGCUCAGUCUAAACCCCAUCUUCCAGCAGGUCCCCAGAAUAGUGCAGCAGUGUUGUCAGCACAUCGAAAAUUAUGGUCUUCAAACUGUUGGUAUUUUCCGUGUUGGAAGUUCCAAGAAAAGGGUUCGACAGCUGCGGGAUGAGUUUGAUCAAGGUUUGCAAGUAGUUUUGGAUGAAUUGCACAGUGUCCAUGAUGUGGCAGCUUUGCUGAAAGAAUUCCUGCGGGACAUGCCAGAUCCUCUUCUCCCCAAGGAACUCUACUCAGCCUUCAUCAACACUAUGUCAAUGAAUCACAAGGAACAGCUUUCCACCCUCCAGCUGCUGAUUUAUCUGUUGCCUCCGUGUAACUGUGACACUCUGCUCCGAUUGCUUGAGUUGCUGUCAAGGGUAGCGAGCCACGCCCAUGACUCAUUUGGUCAAGAUGGGCAAGAGAUGACUGGAAACAAAAUGACUGCUGUCAAUCUGGCCACCAUCUUUGGUCCAAACCUCCUUCAUAGGGAGAACAUGUCUGACAAAGACUACAGUGUGCAGGCAGCACAAGUUGAAGAAAGCUCAGCGAUCAUUGGGGUGAUCCAAAAAAUGAUUGAGAACUAUACAACCCUGUUUAUAGUUGCUCCAGAGUUUCAGCAUGAAGUGUUAAUGAGUUUGAUGCAGACGGACAAUGAUGUUGUUCACUAUCUCCUACGCAGAAAGCUUAAAAACCAAUCGGGUUCAGAUGAAGAAAAUGAAGCAUUUGUGAUGCCAGCGCAUCAUUGUUCAAAGUCUACAUGUGACUCCUGCAGCUCCAUAAGUAGUGAUCACACAUCAACGAGCAUUUCACCCAGAUUUUGUGAAAAUCUACCUGUGAAAGAUAAGAGCAUUUGCUCAGGUUCAGAGUUAUUUAAAGUAUCAGAAGGACUGGCAUUCUUUGGGCAGCAUGGAAUGACCUUUUCCGCCCAAUCUCUAAAAGAUCCAUUUGAAGAUACUGGUGAGAAAUGGUCCUUCAGUCAACGGAGGGCAUCACGUUCACAUGAGAAUCUUAUAACUACACUUCGUUUGGAAACAACAAAAGGAUUUAUGAAAGAAGUAGAGUGCAGGACACAAAACGCAACUCUAGUUCCAAUGAACAGCUCUCCAGAUGUAUCCCUAGCUGCCAGUUCCCAGCAACACCAUCAGAGCUUUCACAUGCUCGCAAGCCUUAACUGCACUCAAUUCUUCACAGGCAGCACUGAAGAACUAACAGAGAAUACAAAAACAACAACUAAACUGAGAAGAGUACGUUCAGAUCUUUAUUCAAAAUGUGGAAGUCCUAUCUUGCAUUCACACGCUGCUAAAAUGGGCAGGGACUCUAAAAACCUCAGUGACAUUGCCGGUUCAUCUGACAAUGAAUACUUGAGCAAAAAAAUAACCAUUGAAUCUGGCUUCGCUCCUCAGGCUCCUAAGGGGAGUGAGGUGCUGCAAAUUGAUGCUAGUAGGGAGGGAAUGGAAGCUAAAGUGUGGGUGAAAAGGGACAACGGAGCUGACUCUCCAACCAAAACACAGACACAACAGCAACUUCAGCAUUAUAACUCCAGAAGUGAUCAGAAGAAAAAUUCUCUUCGUGAAACUGCUGUAUGACUUUAGGAAUUGCCUGUUCACUGAACACUUCCAAGAAGGAAGUUGUUUCAACAUUUUUGACUUCAUUAUUUCAUAUUAGCUGUUACACAUCUGUAAACUGUAGGACUUGCCUGUGUUAACAAAUCUCCAAUUUGUCUAUCAUCUGCCCUGUUUUGAAGUACUACAGAAUCCCUACCGAUAGAUUUGUUUAAUUGUUACUUCCUGUUUCCAUUGGCAGUUGUCUCUGUGCAGAAGUUUAGCUUUAACAAAACUGAAAUUCUUAUGUUUUCAUGCAUUUAUACUUUAUUUAAAAGAUGCAAAAAUCUUUCUCGGUCUGCUGUGUUACCUUGUAAUAGGGCCUUGAACUGUUGACACUUAAAGGGAUGUCCAAGUCCUCUGGGACUGUAGGAAUGAGAACAUUUAGACCAAGGAAAAGCAUUUUGACCCCUAAUCCCUGCUCUUUCUACGCACUCUGUACAAUCUGUUCUAUCAUGGAUUCCGACCAAUUUAUUUAAUACAAUCUCUCUAGGAUAAGUUCUUCAAACAUUUUUCCUCAACUCCCUGAAAUAAGCAAGCAAAACUCCAGAGUUCUACCUUCUUUUGAACUAUUGUAUUGAAUUCAAGAACUUUGGAGUUCUUAUAAAAAAUAUUAAUCUUUCCA